Messenger RNA from Betta splendens (Siamese fighting fish), 9251 nucleotides. RefSeq names its product nuclear receptor binding SET domain protein 3 (gene nsd3). The record is from RefSeq and is a predicted model, not a curated record. Gene Ontology annotation, molecular function: histone H3K36 methyltransferase activity; protein binding. Gene Ontology annotation, cellular component: nucleus; chromatin. The transcript is spliced from 25 exons. The coding region runs from base 539 to 5350 and encodes 1603 amino acids. Gene Ontology annotation, biological process: regulation of DNA-templated transcription. NCBI's taxonomy places the organism in Eukaryota, Metazoa, Chordata, Actinopteri, Anabantiformes, Osphronemidae.
CACGGCUCUGCUCAAAUCUCCCUCGUCAAAGUCUUCGCCGCCUUGUGAAGUAAACUACACAUCCCGGGGUGCCCCUGUUGACCCCUCCAGUCUGGAUCCGUGUGCUUUGGCGCUGGAGCUGAGGAAACCGACCAGGCCCCGACUAUAGACGCUGGGAGCUUUCGUUAAACAAGAGGAAGAGGGAGCUGGGGAUUAUUAGGAAGAAGCUUGCGCGCAGAAGGGGGCCGAGAAGUGAACACAUCUGCCUGUAGCAGGGGCUUUUCGCUGAACGCUCAGGUCCCCACACUGAGGAAGAGCCAGACACUGGGAUUGGGUAUCGAGCAGAUAGCGUAACACCCCCUCCUCCUCUCUGUGGAGAAUUGCGUUAAAACGAAAAGGAAAGGCCUGCGCUUUAUCAAUAUUACGGGAUUAUAUUUUUGAUUUUUUUGGCCCUAUAGAUUAAACGAGGAAACGUUGCUGGCUGGUGUAUGUGUUUAUAAUGGGACACGCUGAAGGUCCAGUCAAAGAAAAAGACAGUUAAGGAUGCAGGAGCCCAACAAUGGAUUUCUCCUUCUCUUUCAUGCAAGGGAUCAUGGGAAAUACAAUUCAGCAACCCCCUCAGCUCAUUGACUCCGCUAACAUCAGACAGGAAGGAACCUGCGACACCGGCAGUGACCCGGGUGAGGAUGGCGGUCCCUCCUACGAUGCUUCCCUGGAUGCAGAGUUCCCCUACCCGCCUUCAGCCUCAGAGGACAUGCAGCAGGUCACCAAUGGCUUCCCGCCCGGUCUGGGCAUAUACGAACCACAAGCCAAGUUUUCCAUGUACCCGCAGUACCCCAACGGCUCGGCCAACGGCUACGGGGCCAUACGCAGCUACGGGGAGCAUGGCCUCAUGCCGGGAGAGGGGACAGUCCUGAGAGGCCCGGGCCUCCAGGAAAGACCAUUAUCUCCUGUGUCUCCACCACUGCCCACACAUCAUCCACACCUCCACCACCAUCAUCAUCACUCCCAUCAUCACCACCACCACGCACACCACUUUCACUCAAACGCCCCUCAUAUACAACCACAUCCACACCCACACAGUCCUCCACCACCACCACUGCCCUCACAGCACCACCUGCCCCAGACGCCCCACAUCAUGACCCACACGCUGCCCCCUCCACCACCCUUACACCUGCCUUCCUCCAGUCCUCCGCCCUCUCUUGUGGACAGUACCCCAUCUUCUCAGCCCUCCCAUGCCACCACCCCUGGUGGGGAGCUGAAGAAGACCAGCUCUCCAGAGAUCAAGCUGAAGAUCAUCAAGACGUAUCAGAACGGAAAAGAACUGUUUGAAUCUGCGCUGUGUGGAGACCUGCUGCAAGAACUGCAGAAGGAGUCUCAGAAAAAUGAAGCCACUCAGAUGCAGCGCAGACAUGAGAGAAAGAAGGAGAAGAGGAAAAAGAAUGUUAGGCUGCAGCUGCAGGUCCAGGAACAGAGUCUGGACCAAAGCCAAACACUGGCAGGUACUACAGGCCAGACAGAGGACACCCACGUCCAGCCCCAGCUGAGAGAAACAUCCCCGGACCAGACAGAGCAGCUUCAGAAGACUGUUAUCAAAACUGAGCCAAAGACACCAAAGCUUCCAAAGGUCCAUCAUCCAUCAGUGAUCCAAGAGACGGGCUUCUGUAAGGAGUUUGUAAUUGGAGAUCUGGUCUGGUCCAAGGUGGGCACCUACCCCUGGUGGCCGUGCAUGGUCUCCUCUGACCCGCAGAUGAAGGUCCACACUCGCAUCAACACCAGAGGUCACAGGGAGUAUCACGUCCAGUUCUUCGGCAGCGUCGCAGAACGAGCGUGGAUCCACGAGAAGAGGAUAGUCAUGUACCAGGGAAAGAAGCAGUUUGAUGACCUUCAGGCUGAGACCCUGCGCAAGGCCACAAACCCUGUAGAGAGGCAUAAACUUCUGAAGCCGAUCCCUCAGCGUGAGCGUACUCAGUGGGAGGUGGGUGUGGGCCACGCCGAAGAUGCUUUCCUGAUGACGCGGCAGGAGCGGAUCGACAACUACACCUUCAUCUACGUCGACCCGGAUCCUAACGAGGCUCCUCCCAACAAGAAGCCCAACAUCAGAGCGGAGAAACGAAGCCGGCGCUCCAGCGGCUCAGUCAGUAAAAAGGAAGACGCAGGAGUGAAGUCGCCGGACAGAGAUCAGCCUCCACGAAGGCAGCUGCCACGGCGACAGUGUAGCGUUUCAAACUCAGAUGAUAAGUCGAGCCCCCAGGCCUCAAAUGAAGAAAACAACCAGAGGGGGGACCAACAUGUGAUGGGCUCUCCAAAGCUUAACACUGGCUGUGAUGCAAGACAGGACUCACCGCCACCAGUCAGGGCGUGGAAAACAGCAGCUGCAAGAAAGCUGCUGCCACUCUCCAUCACCAUGAAGAGGCUGAACGUGGAGAUCACAAAGUGUGACUGGCCUCUCCUGCAGAAAAAAACAUGUCAGUCCCCCAAAAAUGACAAAGAAGAAGAAAAAGACGGGCGAGUGGAGAGAGAGGCCAGGCAGCCGGACCUGGGGUACUGCUCACCUGAGCAGGACUGCAGAGCUAAACCUGAGCCCAGUCCAGAGGAGGAGGAAGAUGGGGAUGAAGGGGAGGAAGAGGGGGACGAGAGAAGAGGCUCUCCUGCCAGUCGAAGAAGUGAGGAGGGUGGAAUGCAGCAGACAUCUUCUCCCGGGUCACACCACAGCAGCCCACAAGGUUCGCAGGAGAGGAAGCUGCAGCGGCGAUCAGUGAGGAGUAGAUCGGAGUCAGACAGAGGCGCAGAUCCCGUCCCUAAGAAGAAAACCAAAAAGGAACAGGCAGAGAUGGCUCCUGAGACCACACUGAGGACGGGAUCUCAGAAAGGUGCCAGUGAGAUCUCAGAUGCAUGCAAGCCUCUCAAGAAGCGAAGCAGAGCAUCAACAGAUGUGGAGAUGGCCUCUUCUCAAUACAGAGACACCUCUGAUUCAGACUCCAGAGGCCUUAAUGACCCACAGGGUUUAUUUGGAAAGAGUCUUGAUAGCCCGGCAGCAGCAGAUGCAGAUGCUUCAGAUACCCAGUCAGUGGACUCUGGUUUGUCCCGGCAAGAUAGCAGCACUGGGAAGAGAGACACUGUUUGCCAGAUUUGCGAGGUGUAUGGAGAGGGCUUAGUGGUGUGUGAAGGUGACUGCAGCAGACAGUUUCACCUGGAGUGUCUGGGUCUAACAUCCUUACCCGAAGGCAGAUUCACCUGCUUGGAAUGUAAAAAUGGCAAUCAUCCUUGUUUUAGCUGUAAAGCGGUGGGGCGGGAGGUGACGCGCUGCUCUGUGUCAGGAUGCGGCCGCUACUACCACGAGGACUGUGUCCGUGAUCUCCCGGGCACCACCGCUAAUCCCAGCGGAGGCUUCAGCUGCCCGCAGCACAGCUGCUCUACCUGCUGCCUGGAGAGAGACCUGCAGCGAGCGUGCAGAGGUCGCCUGAUGCGCUGCAUUCGCUGUCCGUUGGCGUACCACACGGGGGACGGCUGCGUGGCGGCGGGCAGCGUCGUCCUCACGCAUCACAUCAUGAUCUGCAGCAACCACGGCGGCGCCAAGAGGAACGGCCUGCUCACCUCCCCUGUGAACGUAGGCUGGUGCUUCCUAUGUGCCAGAGGGCUGUUAGUGCAAGACCUUACUGACACCAUAUUAAGUUCAUAUGCCUAUAAGUCCCACUACCUUCUGACUGAGUCAAAUCGUGCUGAGUUGAAAUUACCUAUGAUUCCCUCUCCUUCGUCAGCUACCAAAAAGAAUGUUGGGAAAGGAGGCAAGUUGCUGUGCUGCGACUCAUGCCCAGCUUCCUUCCACCCGGAGUGUCUGGAGAUGGAGAUGCCGGAGGGUACGUGGUCCUGCAGUGAUUGCAGGGCAGGGAAGAAACCUCACUACAAACAAAUUGUCUGGGUCAAACUGGGCAACUACAGGUGGUGGCCAGCAGAGAUCUGUAAUCCCCGCUUGGUGCCAUCAAACAUUCAGAGUCUUCGCCACGACAUUGGUGACUUCCCUGUUUUCUUCUUUGGCUCUCAUGACUAUUACUGGAUAAACCAGGGCCGUGUCUUCCCCUACGUGGAGAAUGACAAGAACUUUGUCACUGGUCAGAUUAACAUCAACAAAACCUUCAAGAAAGCUCUGGAAGAAGCAGCUCGGCGGUUUCAGGAGCUUAAAGCACAGAGGGAAAGCAGGGAGGCUCUAGAGCAAGAACGCAACUCUCGCAAACCUCCACCCUACAAAUUCAUCAAGUCCAACAAACCAGUGGGGAAAGUGCAGAUGCAUGUAGCUGACUUGUCAGAAAUCCCAAGAUGCAACUGCAGACCAACAGAUGAGCAUCCUUGCAGCAUCGACUCCCAGUGUCUGAAUCGCAUGCUGCAGUAUGAGUGUCAUCCACAGGUUUGUCCUGCAGGUGACAGAUGUGAGAACCAGUGUUUCACCAAGCGGCUGUAUGCAGAGACAGAGGUGAUAAAGACAGAGGGCUGUGGGUGGGGCCUCAGGACCAACCAGGCACUAAAGAAGGGUGACUUUGUAAAGGAGUAUGUGGGAGAGGUGAUAGACUCUGAGGAGUGCCAGCAGCGAAUCAAACGUGCGCACGAAAACCAUGUGACCAACUUCUACAUGCUAACCCUUACCAAGGAUCGUGUGAUAGACGCUGGGCCAAAAGGAAACUCGUCUCGGUUUAUGAACCACAGCUGCAGCCCGAACUGUGAAACCCAGAAGUGGACAGUAAACGGAGAUGUUCGCAUAGGACUCUUUGCCCUCUGUGAUGUUGAAGCCGGUACUGAGCUGACAUUUAAUUACAAUCUGUACUGUGUGGGCAACCGGAGAUCAUCCUGUCACUGUGGAUCCGACAACUGCUCUGGAUUCCUCGGGGUCCAGCCAACAAGUGCUGUAGUGAUGGAGAAGGAGGAGAAGGCCAGGAACGCCAAGCUGAAGCAGAAGAAGCGGAAGCUGCGGCCGGAGGGCAAACACACACACGAGUACAUUUGUUUUUGCUGUGGUGAGGGAGGAGAGCUGGUGAUGUGCGACAGGAAGGACUGUCCGAAAGCAUACCACCUGCUGUGUCUCAACCUCACCAAGCCGCCAUACGGACGGUGGGAGUGUCCGUGGCAUGACUGCAGUGUUUGCGGCGCACCGGCCUCAUCCCUCUGUGACUUCUGCCCGCGCUCCUUCUGCCGAGACCACGAGGCAGGGGCGUUCGCCGCCUCCUCCUUGGAAGGCCGCCUCUGUUGCUCUAGUCACAACCCCCUCAGUCCUCCGGGAUCCAACUCCAGCUCGACGCAGCUGCAUCACUCCGCUCUCAGCCCCAUGAGGGUCAAGGAGGAGCCGGAGACAGACCUGGGCGAGCAGGCAGCGGAGUGACACCGGAGCUUCCUGAAUACCUCAUUACCUGCAGAGUGCUCCCUUGAACCAGUUCAGAUCUGACACAGUGCACUGCAAAAGGUAGUACAGUGCUUUUUGACCAGUGCAGCGGCUGCUAUUCCGUGCCAGGACACACAGCAGAGCAACUGGCAGUGAUGGCAGAGGAAAGCGACCAGGCGUCAUUAUACACUGUUUUCUUGCCUCUGUUGCCAUAAAACACCACCAGUGACGCUCUCCGCAGCCCGCCCGCACCAGUCGGGGGCACAGGCCGCCACCUCAUUAUGUCUCUUUUUUUCGUUUUGUUCUUUUUUUGUGUUGUCAUGUCGUCAGUUUCCGGCACUUUGAAGAACCCAGCGAGCGAAGUGGGGGGGGGGGAGCAGAGAGACGGACGUGUGAAGCAGCUCAACCUCUCCCCCACGCUGCUCCUCUCAUGUUUACCUGCUGUAAGCUGUGGUCAGCAUCUCAACCAUAGAAAGGCUCCACAGAGGCGAGCCAGCCUUUGUCCAUCACUCCUGACGUGAUCUGUCUUUGUAUUUAUCUCCUCUUCUUCUUCUCCUUGGGGAACAGGAGGAGGGGAAGUUACAGAAUUUGUGCAAUUUUUUUUUCAGGACAACACUACAUUCCAACCUUAGACAUCGUUUUUAAUAUACUUAUGGGUAUAGAUGAAUAUAAUUAUAUACAGUAUCUAUGUUUGUUAAUGUUUACAGACGGAUUCUCUCACUUCAUCUCGGUGAGUGGUGUAUUAUGUUUGUUUGUUUAGAUGUUAAACAUUACGCAGACCUCCUUGUGAAAAUAGUCCUAUUAAGGUGAAAUAUAAUGGUAUAUUGUGUAAUGGUAUAACAUUACAGAAGUACUUGUGAUUUUCAUAUUGACAGUCUCACUCACCAUUGUGUACAUAAUUGGCUCAUAAUAUUGUAAAGUACCUAAAGAUCAGGAGGGACAGAGCCCCACCUCUGGUUGUUCCUGGGGGAUGGAAAUGCUUUUUUUAAAUAACUAGACAGAUCCUUUUUUAAUGAACAUUCUGUUCUCACGUUUCCUUCACUUAUUUGUAGAUGGAGGCCCCAGCUUGUGAUCACUGGUGCUGUCUUAAAGUAUUGUUAACCAGCCUUAAGUUAGACUCUGGCUGUAGGAACUACUGCCCAGACGCAGUCCAUUUGAGUAACAUUGUGUACUGUGACCGCUUUGUUUCUUUACCUUUUUGUUUUGCCAAACUUUUCUGAAAAGCACUUUCACAUGGCUUGUCGCUACACAGUUUAGCUACGUCAUACAUAUACAGAAAUGUGUAUUAAAAGAACAUAUGACAUGUGUUUUGAAAUCAAUACCUCUUCUUGUAGUAACGUCGGACUUCAAAUUGUGUUGUAAAUUUGAUCUUUUCAGUCAGAAACGUGGUGUUGAGUGGUGGUGCUGGGCACAGUUUCUUUUUUUCUUUUUUAAGAAAGUGACUUAAAAGCUGUUUCGUUUUUUACUGCCUGCCCGGCUUCACACCGAAAAGUCCUCUACUUACUCGAGAGGCAUGUCUUCAUUUUCCACCUGAAGGACACCCUCAAGGCUGGGCUUCGUAGAAAAUCAGCCCAGACCAGUAUAUUGUACAAAAUACAAACAUCUGUACAGUGUUUCUAAUCACUCAUCUGUCCAAAAUUUUUGUAUUUAUGGCACCGCAUUUUGUACCAAUUUCUUUUUCGAACACAGUAAUUUGUCUCCCUCUUCACAGUGUAAGUGACAUAGACUAUUUAAAAAACACAGGGAGUUUUACAUAAUACCUGUAUCUUGUCAUUGCAAAUGUUUUCCUUUAUUUGCAUUUGGUGUAAUGAUUCCACAUUUGAUAACAGCUGCUGAUCACCAACAUGUAUCAUGACUCACUGUAAUUGGUGUUACAAGCAGCGCGAGGCGUGUAAACUUUCCAUUUAGCUGUUUCCUCCUGGACUAAAGUGGUCGACACAGGUUGAAGCUUUUCUGUCGCCUCCAUCAGUUGCGUCACUGGUUGUGUUUGUUUGCAUUGUCGGCCCCUUGAAGACCUUUUUUUUUAAAGCCUCCUGUAGUGGGUUGGAGCCACAAAGUAAAACUGUGCCAAUGUUUCCAAAUCAUUUUGAAGCUUUAAAAUAAUGCAGUAAUUUAAUGUGUUACAUUGUGUUGUUACAUUGGCAGUUUUUUUUUGUUUUAACAUCAAAUGCAUCUCUUUGAGGUUCAAAUGAGCAACACAAACUACAGCCUCAAAAUUUAUCACCCAGUCAAAUAAAUUCUGCCCAAGAAAAUGGUCCAUAAAGGAGGAUUUCUUUUGCCUUAGACUUUUUAGUCUAGGUGUAGAGAAAGAAAUAUCUAAGGCAGACAAGUAAGAAUAUUAUUUAUACAAUUGAAGACUAAAAACUUUUUUCCUAAAACUAAUGUAAUCUCCCUAUUAAAGUCCUGAGGCCUAUUUCUUCCUUUGCCUACUUUUUCAAUCAGUGUAUGUGAACAUGUAUGUUUAAAACCAGUAAAUGGUUUAAGCUAAACACAGAAAGUUGGAUUCUAAUGUCAUAUUUUCUUGAAUGAAUUUAAUUAAUAUUCUUACUUUUCUGCAUUUACAUUCCCUUUCUCUUAUAUCUUAGACCUUUUCCUUCUGUUUGUCUCACAUUCCUAAAAAGUCAACUUACUAAUUUUCUUGGCCAACUUAGUACUGGUGUACUAAAUUUUGACAAAUUCUUUGUAUUAUUAUUGAUAUAUGAUUCAUUAUCAGGUAGGUGCAUCAUCCAUGCACUUUUUAAUUACGAACUCAAGAUGGUUUGUGUCAUAAAACUUGAAUUUUCUUUUUGUUUUUGGAAUAGGAUUUAUACAUGUGACUGUCAGACCGAUGGCAUCCUCGCUUCUUAAGCGUUAAUGGCUUCAGGAAAAAUGACUUGUGAAGAUAUACCUUGUCUUAAAGCCUUUUUUGUCCACAAUUACUGUUGCAUGCCUCCAUCAUCAAACACUGGGUUUUUCUGUAGACGCCUAAUUUAAUGCCAAUGUUGCUUUUCUUUUUUAACCUUGUUUGCACAGAGAUUUUGCAAAACCGAACAGCCUUUAGUUUUAUUUUUCUGCACCUGCAGAUCGCCUGAUUAUUUUGUGCCCAUAUGUCCAUGUUGUCCCGGCCUAUCAAGCAGUAGUAUUACAUACGCUUAAUAUAAGUGUCCCAGCGUGCAUUAUUUCAUUUACUUAAAUACUAUCUGAUGUAUGUGUUUUGUUGGUUUAUCCUCAGUGUUGUGCUCAUGCUUUUAUUUGAGAAGACAAAACCGCAUGUUUGUUUUCAUUUAAGUGACCAUUGACUGAGGGGGGGUUUUCUAUAUGUCCAGGAUUUUAUUACCUAUUGUUAUUUUUUAUAUACUUCCAUGUAGGACGGGCCACCCCUUGUAUGUCAAAAAAUAUGUUUAAGUUCACUGUGAUGUCUUUCGGUUUCUGUACAGUGUUGAUGACUCUUGUUGAGUUUUCACUGACAUGCUGUCAGAUGAGAAAUAGUGUUCAAAUAAAUUCAUACAUUCACCUUCAUAAGCACUCUUCAUCUCUUUUUACUUUUUGUAAAAUUGCUCACAGUAACUCUGACUGGGGUCGUACGUAUCUCUCUUGGUGUUGCUUCAAUGAAAACGUGGAUGAACACAAAAUACCAUGUUGAUUACUGUUAAACCUGUGUUACAGCAUACUGCAUAUUGUUGAAGAACCUGUAAAUAGUUUGCAUUGAACUUGCAUAGGAUCAUGUUACUGUGGCGUGCUCUUUUUGCCUGUACAAUUCUGCUUCUAAAUGUGUGUGACUGUUGAGACAACACUCUUUUUGUACAUGACUUGUCUUUUUAUUUGAUAUUGAUUCUGUCCUUUUUUCAUUCUAAAGUUAAUUUUAAAGAGUUCAGAAAUGCCUGAAGUUUGACUUUAAUAAAGCUGUACUGUCUCAGUGAAA